Lycium barbarum (goji berry) is the source of this 552-nucleotide messenger RNA. RefSeq lists its product as uncharacterized. NCBI's taxonomy places the organism in Eukaryota, Viridiplantae, Streptophyta, Magnoliopsida, Solanales, Solanaceae. The transcript has a single exon. Gene Ontology annotation, cellular component: 90S preribosome. The record is from RefSeq and is a predicted model, not a curated record. The coding region runs from base 1 to 552 and encodes 183 amino acids.
AUGACAAUCCCAAAAAACCCCACAACUCAAAAUCCAAAUCUUGAUGGACCCCACAUCUCAAGAACCAAUGUUGAUGUUGAAACAGCUCAAAAAAAGAUCAAAUCUUUAGAAAUACCAAUUACAAAAGUUUUGAAGUUAUCCAAGUUGAAAGCUGAAUAUAAUUCUUUUGAGGCUAAAAGGGAUUUGUAUGAGUCAUAUGAACUGUUUUUAGCUGAUAAAACAGUGGCUAAUUUGCUUCGUGGUUUAUUAGGGAAGCAAUUUUAUAAAAAGAAAAGGAAAGUACCUGUGCCUGUUGAUUUAAGAGGGAAUAGUAAUUGGAAAGAGGAGAUAGAAAGAGCGUUUUCGUCGACUUUGUUGUGUUUAGGGAAUGGGACUUGUAGUGUUUUGAAAGUUGGGAGAAAUGGGAUGGAAAGUGGUGAAGUUAUGGAGAAUGUUUUAGCUGCUAUUGAUGGUGUUGUUGAAUUUGUUCCAAAAAAAUUGAGUGGUGUUAGAGCUUUUCAUUUGAAGUUUUCGGAUUCAUUAGCAUUGCCUAUUUAUGAAAGCUUUGCCUGA